Betta splendens (Siamese fighting fish) is the source of this 2270-nucleotide messenger RNA. RefSeq names its product neuronal acetylcholine receptor subunit alpha-9-like. The transcript is spliced from 6 exons. Gene Ontology annotation, biological process: signal transduction; nervous system process; regulation of membrane potential. Gene Ontology annotation, cellular component: postsynaptic membrane; synapse; neuron projection. Lineage: Eukaryota; Metazoa; Chordata; Actinopteri; Anabantiformes; Osphronemidae. The coding region runs from base 80 to 1660 and encodes 526 amino acids. Gene Ontology annotation, molecular function: acetylcholine-gated monoatomic cation-selective channel activity; transmembrane signaling receptor activity. The record is from RefSeq and is a predicted model, not a curated record.
UCUCAUUGUUUCCCCCUCUGUGCUCGUCGGUCAGAGUCGUGCUGAUCACAGCGUUAAGUGGACCGCUCUCAGAUUUGGGAUGAGGCAUCUGUGCAGUGCAUCGCUGACCUUUCUCCUGGUUCUAUGUCUUCUACCAGGUUGCCUCUCGGCUCACGGCCGCUAUGCUCAGAAGCUGCUCACUGACCUGUUCACCAAAUACACCAACGCUCUGCGGCCGGUGGAAGACACCGACCACAUCAUCAACGUCACUCUGCAGAUCACACUGUCCCAGAUCAUCGACAUGGAUGAGCGGAACCAGAUCCUGACCACCUACCUGUGGGUGCGCCAGGUGUGGAUGGACGCCUACCUGACCUGGAAGAAGGAGGACUACGACGGCCUCGACACCAUCCGUAUUCCCAGCAGCUACGUGUGGAGGCCCGACAUUGUUCUGUAUAACAGUGCAGAUGAUGAGUUCUCCAGCUCCAUGGAGACCAACGUGGUUCUCCAUAACGACGGCCAGGUCAUGUGGGACCAGCCGGCCAUCACCAAAAGCUCCUGCUCAGUGGACGUGGCCUUCUUCCCUUUCGAUGUGCAGCAGUGCCACCUCACGUUUGGCUCCUGGACUCACAACGGAAACCAGAUGGACCUGUUCAAUGCUUUGGACAGUGCCGACCUGGCCGACUUUGUCCCUAACGUGGAAUGGGAAGUUUUGGGAAUGCCAGCCAAGAAGAAUGUCAUCCUAUACGGCUGCUGUUCAGAUCCGUACCCUGACAUUACCUUUAGCCUCCACCUAAAGAGACGCGCCUCCUUCUACAUCUUCAACCUACUCAUCCCCUGCAUGAUGAUCUCCUUCCUGGCUCCGCUGGGCUUCUACCUGCCAGCAGACUCGGGUGAGAAGGUGUCUCUGGGCGUGACGGUGCUGCUGGCCCUCACUGUGUUCCAGCUGCUGGUGGCUGAGAGCAUGCCACCCUCCGAAAGUGUCCCACUGAUCGGAAAGUACUACAUUGCUACCAUGACGAUGGUCACUGCAUCCACAGCGCUCACCAUCUUCAUCAUGAACAUACACCACUGUGGCUCAGAGGCUCUUCCUGUCCCACAGUGGGCCGAGCGCUUCAUUCUCAACUACCUUGCAAGGAUCUGCUUUGUGUAUGAGGUCGGAGAAAACUGUCUCAGUGGUACCUCAUCCAGGAAACAGCCUCUGUCACAGGAGGAGUCUGAAGCCCGGUCCGUCAGCAGUGACAACCUCAAAGAAACAAAUUGUGGCAUGAACGGUGAAGCGUGGAGCAGCAAUGUGGAGAAGGACCUGAGCCUGCAGACGGGCUGCAAAGAGGGCCUGUUUGUCACCAUUAACCACCUAGAGGAGGAAGGAGCUGCUGGAGGAGGCUCAGGGCAGAGAGAGGAGGAAGAGCAAGUGGAGGAAAAAAAUGGAGUAGGAGGAGAACGAAGCAGAGCAGGAGAGGACCGGAGGCAGAUCCUGGUCCAGACCCGCUGCCAUUGCCAGAACCUUGGGCUGCGAAAGAACAUUGAGUACAUUGCCAACUCCUACCAGGACCAGCGGGCGGCGCAGCUGCGCAUAGGGGAAUGGCGUAAGGUCGCCAAGGUCAUGGACCGCUUCUUCAUGUGGUUGUUUUUCAUCAUGGUCUUCGUCAUGAGCAUCCUCAUCCUCGGCAAAGCCAUCUGACAGAAAUAAGCUCCAGUGACCUGGGAGGGAGGCUGGGUUUGUUCAGACAUCAGCUGGGUUAAGGCUGGAGGACGUUAUGGUAUUACAGCGAACACAUUGAUGCUUCACGUGCUUCACAGCUCACGUUUAUUCACUGUUGGUUUCAUUUAAAUACUGUACGGUCUGCGUCUGCGCAGUAGCCGAGCGAGACCGUGUGCAGGUAUUAAUGCUGCAGGUUCCGCGCAGGAGCGGAAACAAAAAAAUAAAAGUGUUCUCACAUAAAAGUGGACGUGAAGCAAAGUUUACCACCAAAACAGACAGACAGACAGAAAUGAAGGAGAAGACCCUGUGUACAUUUUACAUUAGACUAGCGACUAGUGUUGACAGGAUGAUAUUUAGGGGCACACGGGUUUUAUGUGCAACAGGAAUUAAUAUUAGGGCCAUUAAAUGUUUUAGUGACCAAGAAGCCACCGAUCUGGUACCAGCUUCAGAUCUGAUCCCAACCACUCUGUUUGUUAAAAUGAAGGAUUAUCGUUAAACCAGGCACCUCGUUACAAUGUUGCUGACUGUAGCUGCAUUUGUGCAUCACAGAUUAUUUGUAUGUUGAUGAAAUAAAAAGGUUUCCUGUUGA